Messenger RNA from Carassius gibelio (silver crucian carp), 1515 nucleotides. Its product is annotated as NADH dehydrogenase [ubiquinone] 1 subunit C2-like. The coding region runs from base 105 to 437 and encodes 110 amino acids. The transcript is spliced from 3 exons. Gene Ontology annotation, cellular component: mitochondrial inner membrane. Lineage: Eukaryota; Metazoa; Chordata; Actinopteri; Cypriniformes; Cyprinidae. The record is from RefSeq and is a predicted model, not a curated record. Gene Ontology annotation, biological process: mitochondrial electron transport, NADH to ubiquinone.
UUUCAUUUCCGCCUAAACAUUGCCCUUGAUUUCCUCUAGGAGGUGAAAUGAAAAGUUGAGUGUCAAAAGGCUUCUGACUUUAGAAGAGCCUGUUAUUUCUCACAAUGGGUCUUCUGCCAGACGAGGCGAAAGUUUUGCCUCCUCCGGGGAUCGUCAACAGAAAUUCAGUGUGGUUCGGUCUGUGCGGCUGGGCGACCGCGAUGCUGCACAACAGUUUAAACCGCAGGCCUGCGCUCAAAGCCGGUGUUCACCGCCAAGCGCUGUUCAUAACCGUUGGAUGGUUCAUCGGCUAUCAUCUCACAAAGUUUGAGAAUUAUAAAUAUGCCACAUUGGACAGGGACAUGAAUGAGUACAUCCGGCUGCAUCCUGAGCAAUUUCCAGAGAAAGCACCGAAGACAUUUGCUGAAAUCGUGGAGCCUUUUCAUCCAAUUCGUUGAGAGGAUGAGGAAUGUGAAGACUAUUGUUGCAAAUCUGGUUGAACAGACUUUACUGAUUUAUUGAUUUAUUAAGUUGUGUCCUCAAUGUCAUUAAACUGUCUGAAAAAAAAGAUGUUUUUUUUUUUUCAUUGCAUAAUUAGUUGUUACGUUACCAGAUUGUUUUAAUUACUUAUAAUAAUCAGCGGUUCUUAAUCCUGGUCUUCGUGACCCCCCACUCUGCACAUUUUGAAUGUUUCUCUUACUGCUUCAGGGGUUUGUUCGAUUCGACCAUAAGUGCCCUGCGAAGUGGACACCACAGAAUAUUCUCCAGUUUGAAAGAAGCAUAUAUGUUCUGUUCAAAGGGUAUUAAAGUGCACAAAUCUGUGUUUUUAAGUGAAGUAAACUUCAGCCGAUUUCCAGUGUGCAGGGAGUAGAGAACAGUGAACACUUUGUAGGGAUCAUGUCAGUCGGAACACAGUUCAUUCAUGGAACUUGUAACAAGCUGGUUAUCUAAUCAGGUGUGUUAAACAAAAGAGACGUGCAAAAUAUGCAGAGCGGGGACUAGGAUUAAGAACAGCUGAUAAUUAUAUUAAUUUUUUAUUGCCCAUCCUCAAAAAAAAAAAAAUGCAAGAAAAACUUCAAAAUGUCUCAUUUGUAUUCCAUGGAAGAGAUAUAUAUAUAUAUAUAUAUAUAUAUGUAAAUUCUUGUACAUAUGUGUAUGUAGGAUACCGAUUAUGCAUUUUAAUGUUCUUUAAAGUGUGUUUGGCAUAUUGACAUAUAAAGACAUGCAUAAACAAGGUCAUUAGUAUCUUUGAAAUGACCAUACAAAUCAUUGUGAUAGCAUGACAUUUGAGGCUGUGCUUUCAUGUCAUAAAUGAUUUCAGAUAGACUUUGGCUUGGAUAUUGUACCAAUACCCUUCUCGUGCAAUAAUGUGCAAUACCAGGACUUUUGUAACAGAUUCAGCUGCUCUUUAGUUUACUUAGGAAGAUUUCAUCUUCUUGUUGGACAUAAAUUUGUAUUUCAAAACUGAAUUAUUUUAGUGAAAGGAGCAAUAUAAGUAAUAUUAUUAAAGGACAUGCAACUAUAACUAUAUAAUUA